AUUGCGCUCUCUCUCUCUCUCUCGGCAUAGUUGGGUUCUUAAAAUAUCUCUGGUUUUUCUAGUUCCACUCUUAACUUUUUAUGAGCUAGGCAACACCGAAUCUUUUCUUUUUCCCUCUCCGAUGUCAGCCAACCACUACAUUACCAGCAACGGGGACGCCGAGCUGGCCAAACCGGCUCUUACUUCGUCGGGUUCCUUCAAGGCACGCAAAUCCAAGCCCAGCGCCAACCCCGCCGCCGGUACAGCUAUCUCACGGGCCGGUUCGGAUGUCGAUGAUAUUAUUACACUUUUGCACGGCUCUGAUCCCGUCCGCGUUGAGCUUAACCGCCUAGAGAACGAAGUCCGAGAUAGAGAUAGGGAAUUGGGAGAAGCCCUUGCAGAAAUCAAGUCCUUGAAGAAUUCAGAACGCUUGAAAGAGAAGGCAGUUGAGGAGCUUACAGACGAGCUAAAUAAAGUGGAUGAAAAGCUAAAAGCUGCAGAAGCUCUUCUGGAAAGCAGGAACCUUGAAAUUAAGAAAAUAAAUGAAGAGAAAAAAGCCGCUUUGGCAGCCCAAUUUGCUGCAGAAGCAACACUUCGAAGAGUACAUGCUGCUCAGAAAGAUGAUGACAUGCCUCCUAUUGAGGCCAUUAUCACUCCGCUGGAGGCUGAAUUGAAGUUGGCUAGGCUGGAGGUUGCAAAGUUGCAAGAUGACAAUAGAGCACUUGAUCGCCUCACCAAAUCUAAGGAAGCUGCUCUACUUGAGGCAGAGAAAACCGUCGAGAUGGCUUUGGCAAAAGCAUCCUUAGUUGAUGAUCUGCAAAACAAAAACCAAGAGUUAAUGAAGCAAAUUGAAAUAUGCCAGGAGGAGAAUAAAAUUCUGGACAAAAUGCAUCGCCAAAAGGUUGCUGAGGUGGAAAAGCUGACUCAGACUGUUCGAGAGCUUGAGGAGGCUGUCCUAUCUGGAGGCGCUGCUGCUAAUGCUGUGCGUGAAUACCAGAGAAGAGUGCAAGAAAUGAAUGAGGAGAAAAAAGUACUGGAACGUGAAGUAGCUCGUGCAAAGGUUAGUGCGAACAGAGUUGCUACUGUAGUUGCAAAUGAGUGGAAGGAUGGCAAUGAUAAAGUUAUGCCAGUAAAGCAAUGGCUUGAAGAAAGAAGAUUUUUUCAGGGGGAAAUGCAGCAGCUUAGAGAUAAAUUGGCAGUUGCUGAGCGCACAGCAAAGGCAGAAUCCCAAUUGAAAGAAAAAUAUCAAUUACGUUUCAAGGUUUUGGAGGAAAGGCUUAAAGCAUCUAAUGGUAAUUCCCGUGCUACUUUUGAAGGAAGAAAUGUAUGCAGUGGGCAAUCACGGCGUCAGUCUUUUGGUGGAGCUGAGAAUUUUUCCAGAUCAUCAUCCAAUGGCUAUUUGUCAAGGAAAGCAUCACAUUUACAAGCUGGCUCUCUUCGUUCUAAUAACACUGCGACAUUAUUAAGGCAUGCCAAGGCAUCAUCAAGAUCAUUUGAUGGAGGUAAUGGAUCAGUUGAUGCAGUUAAGCUUAUUCCAGAAAACAUGAGUGCAGACAAUGCUGUCACCAGCACCAGCAAUCAGACCCAAAAUAGUGAAACUGUUGUCUGUGAGCAACCUGCUAAUGGGUUGCCAAUGGAAAAAUCAAAAUCCGAGCACGAGGAUUGUGUUUCAGGAAUUUUGUAUGAUAUGUUACAGAAAGAGGUGAUGACUUUGAGAAAAGCUUCCCAGGAAAAAGAUCAAAGCCUCAAGGACAAGGAUGAUGCCAUUGAGAUGCUGGCAAAGAAGGUUGAUACAUUAAACAAAGCAAUGGAGGUUGAAUCAAAAAAGAUGCGAAGGGAAAUGGCUGCCAUGGAAAAGGAAGUUGCUGCUAUGCAGGUUAGCAAGGAGCGUGAUCAUAGAACGCGGCGCAGCAGUGCUCCCAGGGCUGCUCAGUUACUUUCUGCCAGGUAUGCAAGAAAUUCAUAGGCAACUGAUGUAAAUGCAACAAUGAGCAGACAAGGGCAUCUAUCUCUUGAUUUAACUUAGCAGCCAACAAGUUUCUGUGGUUUGUCGUAUUUAUACUCUCCCUAAGCUGAGCCUCUUCAAUUGCCUCCAUCGGGCAGCUAAGCCUAUUUGUAAAGCACUGACUCUAGGUUUCUAAGGGAAUCAGUAAUAUUGUGUAUAUGUUUUGUAUCAAAAUUAUUAAAAUUAAGAAAUCACUGUGAUCCAGUGUGCCAUGAAUCUAAUAUACAAGGUUUGUCA
Messenger RNA from Manihot esculenta (cassava), 2221 nucleotides. RefSeq names its product microtubule-associated protein 70-1. Bases 122 to 1945 code for a protein of 607 amino acids. The record is from RefSeq and is a predicted model, not a curated record. Gene Ontology annotation, biological process: cytoskeleton organization. Gene Ontology annotation, molecular function: microtubule binding. NCBI's taxonomy places the organism in Eukaryota, Viridiplantae, Streptophyta, Magnoliopsida, Malpighiales, Euphorbiaceae. The transcript has 11 exons.